Phaeoacremonium minimum UCRPA7 is the source of this 1698-nucleotide messenger RNA. RefSeq names its product putative transcription factor aatf che-1 protein. Gene Ontology annotation, biological process: maturation of SSU-rRNA from tricistronic rRNA transcript (SSU-rRNA, 5.8S rRNA, LSU-rRNA). The record is from RefSeq and is a predicted model, not a curated record. Gene Ontology annotation, cellular component: nucleolus; nucleus. NCBI's taxonomy places the organism in Eukaryota, Fungi, Ascomycota, Sordariomycetes, Togniniales, Togniniaceae. The transcript has 3 exons. The coding region runs from base 1 to 1698 and encodes 565 amino acids.
AUGGCGCCAAAAAAGGGUCGCGCACAGCAAUUCGCUGACCUGGAAGAGCGCCCAGUCAAAGACUACGAUCCCGAAGCCGAUCAGCCUGCCGAGGAAGACGAUGCUUUGAGCGGGGAGAGCGCUGACGAGUUCGCCGGCACCGAGCACUAUGUCUCGGUUGGCAAGAGCAAGCUCCACAAGAAGGAAGCCCCAUCGCUGGGACCACAAUACCGCGGCGCACGAAUCAGCCGAGCCGCCCUCGAUGAGAGUGACGAUGAUGCGGGCCAAGAUGACGAGGACGACGAUGGCGAUGACUCGGAAGAAGGGUCUGGAUCAGAAGAAUACGACGAUCCGGAGACAGCCGAUUUAGAACGGGACCAUGUCGACGCCGAUGAAGAAAUUGACAGCGACGAGGCAUUCUGCGAAAGCGAUGGCGAAAAGUUUGGCGACUUUACAUUUCGAGGCAGCUCUAAGCCAAAACAAAAUGGUCUGCGAAAAAAGAGACCUGUAGCAGCGGAUUUCUUGUCCGCAUCGGAGGACGAGGACGGAGUACUCGAUGGGGGCGCUGGACUCUCCCCAGACGAGUUCAGCGACGAGGACUCCAAUUCAGAACAAGAUGGCGCUGGAUUUUCUGAUGAAGAAAGCGGCCAAAGUGGGUCCGCGGAAGACGACGACGACGAAGAUGAGGAUGAGGACGAAGAUGUCAGCAGUGACGAGGAAGAUGGGGAUGAUGACGCGCAAAGAGCCGAGCUCCGAAAAAUCAUGAGUGAAGGCCAGAAGAACAUUGUGGCUACUAUGUCACAAGCGGCGAAGGCGGAUGCGGACAAGGGUGUGGCAGUUCGCCAACAGAGGCGGGCAUUCGACUCGCUCUUGAACAUCCGUAUCCGACUACAAAAGGCACUUGUUGCAGUCAAUACACUCAACACGGUGGAUGAGGAUCAGGAGGUCGAGAAAGAGGCAUAUGAGGCUGCCGAGGAGGCCGCCAUCAAAUUAUGGAAUACAAUCGACAAUUUCCGCACAAAUAUCCUUCCGGAGGGCCCUACGAAAGCUGGACAGAAGCGGAAGCGUGACAACAUGUCAGAUAUGUCCAGCCAGCAAAUAUGGGAGGAGAUGGAAGUAACGGAAGGUGCCGCUUCCAAGCAUCGCAAGAGAGUCCUGGAGAAAUGGUCUAGCAAGGUUCGCAGCUCAACAGCUGCCGCGACGACCCGCAAGCUGGGAUCAGCGCCAACACAGUCCCUGAUCGACGUUCUGGAAGACCAACUUCUGAGCUCCGACAGACUAAUCAAACGUACCCAGACGCCUCGGUCUUGUGCUCCGGUUCAGGCUGCGAAGAAGGUCAAUGAAGACCCAGAGAUUUACGACGACGCAGACUUUUACCAGUUGCUUCUUAAGGAGCUAGUAGAGCAGCGGACUACGGACUCGUCAGCUCCGGGAUCCGCCGUUCCCACUGUAAGAUGGGCAGCAAUCAAGGAGGCCAAGACGAGGAAACAGGUUGACCGGAAGGCCAGUAAAGGGCGAAAGCUAAGGUUUACUGUUCAUGAGAAGAUACAAAAUUUCAUGGCACCGGAAGACCGGAGAAGUUGGGAACAGGAUGCCAUUGACAGAUUCUUUGGCACGUUGUUCGGUCAAAAGAUGGAGCUUAAGGAGGAUGAAGUAUCUGACGAGGAAAUGGGCGGCGUGUCUGUUGAAGAAGAGGGAUUGAAACUUUUCAGAAGCUGA